UCCCGUCGUGUCAUUGGCGGUGUGGUGUAUGAUGAUCGGAAUCGGAUCCAGCUGAUCGCGGCUGACUAACUUACAGAAUUGCAUUGACAUUCUCUUGAGUCAUUUGUUAGUGAAUCGACAAAUUUGAUAUAUUUUCAGUUUUGGAUCGUUUAUUUAUUUCCCCCAAAGUAGUAUAUAAAGAGUGUGUUUCAAAAUGACGUUAUUAACAUUUCAGCUAUUACGGAGAAGUACCUCCUUAGUUAAGUCAGUAAACCGGUUUAGACGUUUUACAAUAGCUACCCAUCCUGCAAUGUCUGCAAUGAGUAUAAAUGACCUACGACCUCACGUGAAGGAGUAUGUGAUGGAGAAGGCGGAUCUGUGUAAGCCCGACAGUAUUCAUAUAUGUGACGGUUCAGAAGAGGAGGAAUGCCAGCUUCUUGAUCUUAUGGAGAAGGAAGGCAUGAUAAAGCGACUGACAAAAUAUGAAAAUUGCUGGCUCGCAAAGACCGAUCCCAAAGAUGUUGCGAGGGUAGAAAGCAAAACAGUGAUAUCAACACCAAAUAAACGAGACACCAUUCCCAUAGUGAAGGACGACAUCAAAGGAACACUCGGACAUUGGAGAUCUCCAAAGGAACUUCAGCAGGACUUCAGAGAAAGAUUCCCAUCAUGCAUGACAGGAAGAACAAUGUACGUUAUUCCAUUCAGCAUGGGACCAGUCGGAUCACCGCUGUCCAAAAUUGGCAUCCAGCUGACCGACUCCCCCUACGUCGUGGCUAGUAUGCGGAUUAUGACCAGGAUGGGGGGCAAUGUUCUAAAUACGCUUGGUGACGGUGAAUUUGUCAAGUGUUUGCAUUCAGUGGGACAUAUUAGGUAUCACAAACCCAGAAGGACAAAAGAAGUACAUUGCAGCUGCAUUUCCCAGUGCUUGCGGCAAAACCAACUUGGCUAUGAUGAACCCAUCCCUUCCAGGCUGGAAGGUGGAGUGUGUUGGUGACGAUAUCGCCUGGAUGAAGUUCGACAGUGAGGGCAGACUUCGUGCAAUCAAUCCGGAGGCAGGUUUCUUUGGUGUGGCUCCAGGAACUUCAAUGAAGACGAACCCUAAUGCGAUGUUUACGAUCCAGAAGAACACAAUAUUCACAAAUGUUGCAGAAACCUCUGAUGGUGGAUUCUGGUGGGAGGGACUAGAGGAUGAGACCCCUAAGGGACUUACCUUCACAUCCUGGCUUGAUCAUAAAAGUUGGCAUAAGGACAUGCUAACUGAUACGGGAAAGAAUAUCCUAGCUGCCCAUCCGAACUCCAGAUUCUGUACCCCGGCACGCCAAUGCCCUACCAUGGACCCAGCCUGGGAAAGUCCAGAGGGAGUGCCCAUUGAUGCUAUUGUGUUUGGCGGACGUAGACCCGAAGGUGUUCCACUUGUAUAUGAAUCCUUUGAUUGGAAGCAUGGUGUGUUUGUUGGUGCUGCCAUGCGGUCAGAAUCAACCGCUGCAGCUGAGCAUGUCGGUAAAGUAAUAAUGCAUGACCCAUUUGCAAUGAGACCAUUCUUUGGCUACAAUUUUGGAGACUAUCUAUCCCACUGGUUGGGCAUGGAAAAGCAUGAGGGCGCCAAACUUCCAAAAAUAUUCCACGUCAAUUGGUUCCGCAAGAGUUCAGAAGGAAAGUUCUUGUGGCCUGGGUUUGGAGAAAAUGCGCGAGUGCUUGAUUGGAUCUGUCGUCGAGUUGAUGGGGAACCGACCGGUAAGAAGACCCCGAUCGGCCUUAUUCCUACAGAAGGCAGUCUAAAUUUGGACAAUCUUGAGCCAGUAGAUAUGGAUGCAAUUUUCAACUUGCCCAAGGAAUUCUGGGAAAAGGAAGUAGAUGCAAUUAGGAAGUACUUUGAUGAACAGGUGAAUAGGGACUUACCUGAGGAGAUUGCCAACCAAUUAAAUGCAUUAGAAGAAAGAGUCAAGAAUAUGUAAAUCAAUAACAUAAUUCACCAUGUAAAAGAUAUGUUUGAUUACAUUAAUCACAGAUAAUUCAUAUUAUCAUUUAAUUGUUAUAUAUAAUAAUUAUUUUGUUCAAAUUUUUAUUAAUAUAAUUCCAUUACAGUAUAUCAUAAUAAUACUUUUCUUCUGUUCAGUUCAGUAUAUAAUCAUCAGUGUAACAGUUUUGUCUCGCUACAGCUCAAAUUCUUCAGAUAUGCGAUGAUCAUUUCUAAUCUAGCUGAUAUCUAGACUAAAAUAUUGUAUACUGAUUUCAGCAGAAGAAACUUAUUACGGUAUAUUGAUCACGAACAGAUGAAUAUUGUUUAUACAUUCAUAUUAUUAGUAUUAUUAUUAUUUAUUGAUUAUUAUUGUUAUUAUUGUAUUGUGCAGCAGAAUUUAAUAAUGAUAAAACCCUUGAGAAUCUUGUUAAUGUUUGUUGUUUGUCUAGUCAAAAUUGAAUAAUGACGAUCAUCGAAUUUAUCCAAAGUGCACUUUGUGGGUAUAGUUUGUUGAUCCCAUAACUGCACUGCUUAAUGUAUUAUAAAAAAUAACUACCGUCUACAAUUUGCCAUAUUGGCAUGGUACCAGUUGCAGGUCUAGUAGGAGGCUUGUCACUACACCCUUAGGCUGUUUUGACUUAUUAAAAACAUUCCAGAACCUGGAGCCUGCGUAAAACAUUGGAUUUUGGAAAUGUGGACCAGUACACCACUAGUCUCUCUGGUAUAAAAUCAGUGAUGGUACAGUAUCCCCCAUUAGGGAACACAGCUUUCAAAAAAGUGUUUGCAGUCUGAGGGUGCCAUUUCUGGGCAUUUUAAGUUGCCUAUUUUAAACAUUGAGCUGAGGUGUGGACCUUAGGGACAGUGGCAGCACCAGGGGGGAGGGGCAGGGGGAUUAGGUCAAGCCCUCCGCCGGACAGGGCUCGUCGGGCAGUCAGACCAUAAAACAUAAAAAUAGGCUCACACCAAGCCAACUCAUGUCUGUCACAGUCUGAGGGUGCCAUUUUCGGCCAUCUAGAGGUUGAUAUUCUUUUUAAAAAAAUCUCAUUUGGGAGGGGGAGGGCCCCCCCUCUCAACCCCUUCCCCAGCUCGAGCCUACAAGCUCAAAUCCCCCUGUCGGACAACUUAGCUUCCCAACAAAAAUAUAUCCUAGAGCCACCACUGCUUGGGGCCCCUCUGUCGGGGAGCUAAAACUCCUUGUUGUGGAUUCUCUGGUGCCACCACUGCAUAAAAUCAUGGACUUCAGUGCUGGUUAUUGGCACCACUAGUAGAGAAGCAAUCUGUAAAGGCCACAAAUUAAAUUACUUCUGUAUUUAAAAUUUUAAACUAUGAAUAAAAAAAAUGAAAUAAGAUUUGUAUAUCACAUGUAUUGAUUUCACAAAUAUAAUGCCUAAAGUACUUGUAGAUUUUAAGUACAGGUAGUUGAAUAAUUUUGUUAUGUGAUGCUCACAUACUUCAAAAUUAGCAUCGUAGCUGUAAGACCAGAAGUUUAAUAAUGUAAUGUAAUGUAGUGGGAUUUGGUAUAAUACUGUAUUGUCUGAUUAUAUUGUUUUGUUAUGAUCAUUCCAAUUCAUUUUUUUUCUUUUAUACACAUAAACCUAAAUAUUUUGUAAACAUUAAAUACAUAAUUAUGAAAGGUAGAAAGUAAAAUUAUGAGUGAUUAAUAAUUUAUUGUUGCAAUAAUAGCAUAUAAUUUUGAUUUAGUUUAUCUUUAUAUCAGUGUAUGUGUAGGUUUGAUAUGGCAUAUUAUCAACAUCUAAUAAGACAUUGUUUAGUCUGUAAGAUAAAUAAUGUAGUAUGCCUACACUCCAAUCAUAUCUGGAAAAAUACAAAUGUUAUAUAUUUUAAUGACAUUUCACCUUUACAUAGUUGUGCUUGUUUGACUAAUCAAGUAAUCUUGUACCCAAAAUUCUCUUUAGUUUAAUGAAUGACAGCCACUUGUUUGUGGCAAAUAUACGAAGCUGUAUACCUCCACAGCUCACCCCCCACUUUUACUUCCCACUUUUAAUUCAGAAGCUCCAUUGUCACCCCUUUACUGUUAUCAAUGUAUUACAAAUAGUGCCAGAUCAUUAACUUGUGACCAUAAACUCUUCCAGGAUUUACCUCCCUUUCACUAUAAUACACACCUUUAGUCAUAACAUAAUAAAGUCUGCUCUUCCACUGAUAAGUAUUACCAGACAGUAAUCCCAUAUCAGGUAAGGUUAGUAAGGAAGGGGUAUGAGUUUAUGUUGGGUAACAUUAGUAAAGGGGCAUGAGUUGGGUUUCUUUAUUAUUUUUGUCUUGUUAAACUGAUUUUACAGCAUAGAGCAUGGAGGAAUAAGUGCAGAGGUGGAUUAUUUAUUUUUCUAUUUAAAUGCAUUAUAAUGAAUUACAGAUGACAUUUAACCUUAGAAUCCUAAUAAUAAACAUUAUAUUGUGUCUAACAUGUGUUAGCCUUGGAAAAUUGAAUUUGUAUUAUACUUGUUUUUGCAAACCCUACCUAAAAGAAAAGAGUUCUUAAAUUUGGUUUGUUGGUAUCGGAUAGCAGCCUUUUUGUAUUUGAAAUAGUUGUGCAGUUUUUGAGCAAUUUUUAGCAAAGUUGAGACUUAAAUCAGAAGGUCAUCAUAAAGCUAGGGUUAAAUAUCAUGUUAUGUACUGUGUACAGUUUCUGAUUAAAUAAAAUGAUGAUAAAAUUCAACAAA
Messenger RNA from Anneissia japonica, 4617 nucleotides. RefSeq names its product phosphoenolpyruvate carboxykinase, cytosolic [GTP]-like. NCBI's taxonomy places the organism in Eukaryota, Metazoa, Echinodermata, Crinoidea, Comatulida, Comatulidae. Gene Ontology annotation, molecular function: GTP binding; phosphoenolpyruvate carboxykinase (GTP) activity; manganese ion binding. Gene Ontology annotation, biological process: hepatocyte differentiation; propionate catabolic process; response to starvation. Gene Ontology annotation, cellular component: cytosol; mitochondrion. The record is from RefSeq and is a predicted model, not a curated record.